This is a messenger RNA of Penicillium soppii, 2145 nucleotides long. Its product is annotated as RNA exonuclease. Gene Ontology annotation, cellular component: nucleus. The coding region runs from base 1 to 2145 and encodes 714 amino acids. Gene Ontology annotation, molecular function: nucleic acid binding; exonuclease activity. The record is from RefSeq and is a predicted model, not a curated record. NCBI's taxonomy places the organism in Eukaryota, Fungi, Ascomycota, Eurotiomycetes, Eurotiales, Aspergillaceae. The transcript has a single exon.
AUGGGUAGUGAUAGGAAAAGAAAGCUCAGCUUGGGCGAUACGGUCGGCGAAGAAGCACGUUCUCAGGGACUCGGUUCGAUUGAAGCUUUACCCUAUAUGCAGGACAAUACGAAGGAUAGUUCGAACAUCAAUGCGUCAAAAAAAAGGAAGAGAGUUGAUGGCGAGAAAGCCAAAUACCCAGACCUCACUUACUCAGACGGAAAGCUCCAGUCACCAAUCCGUAUCGCGGACUUGCAAGGGUUGCUUCUCUACUGUUUCGCCGAUGGAAUCGCUCCUCAAUGGAUCUCCUUGAAGCAUUCUGGCCAUGUGCGGAAGGUGGUUGUGCUAAUGGUGCCUGGUCUUGAGAUGGGCAUGUUUGAUGGUACAAUCUCCGUGGAUAAAGCCGCUGUCAACGGGAAGCAAGAGUUACCAGAAAACCCAACCCCAGAAGCUGUGGAGAAGUCAACUGAAGACGAACGGGCCACCGACUACAACCGAUGGAAACAGGGCCUUCCGAUUCCAGACCGUUCACAUCGUUUCAAUCCUCAACCCCUCGUACGCGAGAACCUCCCCGAAACCCUUCAACCGCUGGCCGACAUGUUCCCCCAUAUUUGGCCUAUCAAGGCACCAGGCGAUAAUAAGUACAAUAAAGUUCAUUCGCCACUACAAGCUAUCUUGAUGUCUGCGGCACCGAAAUCCAAGAAUGAAGAAUCCCGUGGGAAGGGGGCACGCCCUGCUAAAAUUGAAAAAGGCUUUGUUCCCAAAAGAACACCAAUUACAACCUUUGUCACCUCACGUGUGGACUUGCGAGAGAACGAGUAUAUUUUGCACCCUGCGUUUUUCACUUCCGAUGACGAAAGGUCGUCCGAGGCGGAGGCUCGUCGAAGAGGCGCUCACUCGUCCGAAGAUGGGUGGGUGGACACACUUGUUCCAUCGCUGGAAUCCGCUGAGCCACCUGAAGCCGAUAUCGAAAAGGGUAGCAUGACUGCUGGUCGGGACGUUUUCGCCCUUGACUGUGAGAUGUGUGUCACUGAAGGGGGACAGUCCGAGCUCACACGUAUCAGCAUGGUUGGCUGGGAUGGCGAGGUAGUCCUGGAUGAGCUGGUUAAACCCCCACGUCCAGUAGUCAAUUACCUGACGCGGUAUUCUGGGAUCACAGCAGAGAUGCUGGAGCCAGUCAAAACGACCCUAGCUGAUAUUCAGAAGCGGCUCCUCGCCAUCCUCACACCCCGUGCGAUCCUUGUGGGCCACUCUCUUAAUUCUGAUUUGAACGCUUUGAAACUCGUACAUCCUUUUAUCGUCGAUACGAGCAUCAUUUACCCACACCCUCGUGGCCCACCACUCAAAUGCAGUUUGAAAUGGCUCACUCAGAAGUAUCUAGGCAAGCAGAUACAGAACGGAAUGGAAGGUCAUGACUCCAUUGAGGAUGCGCGUGCUGUUCUUGAACUAGUGAAAUUGAAGUGCGAGAAAGGCGAGCGCUGGGGCACAAGCGAUGUCUCCAACGAAAGCAUCUUUCGUCGACUUUCACGGUCCAUUCGGCCGAAUCAUGUCCCUUGCCCUGGCGGAGAACGAACUGGAGCGGUUGUUGACUGGGGUAAUCCUGAACGUGGAUUUGGUGCCCAGGCGACCGUCUCGAUCGGAUGUCUGGAUGACGAUGCGGUUGUGAAUGGUGUCUCUGCUGUGAUCAACGGCGAUGAAUCCGAUCACUCCAUCCCUGCCGGUGGUGUCGAUUUUGCCUGGGCUCGCAUACGUGAUCUCGAACAUCUUCGCGGAUGGUGCAAUCGGCUCCCUGAUCCGAACAAUGCCAACGAAUCUACGACCCUUGUUCCUCCCCCGGAAGAGACUACACCAACAACUAUCAAUGGCGAAUUAACCGAUAAACUGCAGCCCGAUAUCUUGGCCGAUACUGUUUCCAAGACCGUGUCCAACAUCUCACGUAUUUAUGAUUCUCUUCCCGCUUGCACUCUUUUUAUGGUAUAUUCUGGAACUGGUGACCCUCGUGAAGUCAGUCGUUUGCAGUCUGUCCACAAGAAACACCGCGAGGAGUUCAACUCUGGCAAGCCCUGGGAUCAAUUGACGUACAAAUGGACUGAUGUUGAGGAGCAGAAGCUAAAGAAAGCGUGCGAACGUGCGCGUGAAGGAUGUGGUUUCAUGUGUAUUAAAUAA